Molecule: messenger RNA, 987 nt
Organism: Fraxinus pennsylvanica
Lineage: Eukaryota; Viridiplantae; Streptophyta; Magnoliopsida; Lamiales; Oleaceae
Source: the annotation of a GenBank genome assembly
AUGGCUCUUCAAACUUCUCUGUUCUCUUCAAAGUAUUUACAAGAGGAAGAAGCUCUAUCACAAGAAUGCAAGGAAUUGAUCUGCUCUCUACCUAAAGAAAAAGGUUGGAUUUUCUCUCAUAUAUACAAAUAUGAAGGCUUCUGGUAUAGUGCUAGGCAUCUUCAAGGAGUCAUUGCAUGUCAAAAGUACUUCCUUGCUCAGGAAUCUGAUAUUUUCCUUGUUACCACUCCCAAAUCAGGCACUACCUGGUUGAAGGCUAUCAUGUUCACCUUAGUGAACCGAAAGAGAUACCCUGUUAAGGAAAAUCACCCUUUACUCAACAACAAUCCUCAUAAUCUCGUCCCGUUCUUGGAAUUAGAAUACAUGGAUAAUCAACAGCCAGAUUUGUCCCUCUCUUCCUCUCCCAGGCUUUUUGCCACUCAUUUCCCCUAUUUUCUCAUGCCUAACUCAGUGCACGAUUCUGCGUGUAAGAUUGUUUAUCUUUGUAGGAAUCCUAAAGACAAUUUGGUUUCCCUUUGGCAUUUCGCAAAAAAAUUAAAGCUCCAGGCAACAGCGAUCCAUUCACUUGAAGAGGCUUUUGACAUGUUUUGCAGUGGAUUGAGCCCAUGUGGACCCUUUUGGGAUCAUGUGUUAGAUUAUUGGAACGAAAGCAAGAAAAAUAAUAGGAUACUUUUCUUGAAGUAUGAGGAUAUGAAAGAGGAGCCUGCUGUUCAUCUGAGGCGCCUCGCCGAGUUCUUGGGAUACCCAUUUUCGGCAGAUGAAGAAGAAACAGGAAUGGUGGGGGAAAUCUUGAAGCUGUGUAGUUUUGAUAAUUUAAGCAAUCUGGAUAUCAACAAGACUGACAAGAAAGCAUAUGGAAUGGAAAAUAAAUCCUUCUUUCGUCGAGGUGAGGUUGGAGAUUGGAAGAAUCAUCUGUCCACUGAAAUGACGAGGAAAAUUGACAAAAUUACUGAACAGAAGUUCAGUGAAGUUGGAUUAGUACUCUGA